UGGUCUCUCACUUCAGAUCUACAGUCUCUAAGCGGUGAAAUGGCGCAGAGAGGAGUUCAGCUGGACUGGAAAACCUUCUCUUGUUCCAUCUGUCUGGAUCUACUGAAGGAUCCGGUAACUAUUCCCUGUGGACACAGCUACUGUAUGAACUGUAUUAAAUCACACUGGGAUGGAGAGGACGAGAAGGAGAUCUACAGCUGUCCUCAGUGCAGGAAGACCUUCACACCGAGGCCUGUCCUGGUGAAAAACACCAUGUUAGCAGAUUUAGUGGAGGAGCUAAAGAAGAGCGGACUCCCAGCUGCUCCUGCUGAUCACUGCUAUGCUGGACCUGAUGAUGUGGCCUGUGAUGUCUGCAGCAGGAGAAAACUGAAAGCCACCAAGUCCUGUCUCAUCUGUCUGGUGUCUUACUGUGAUGAACACCUCCAGCCUCAUUAUCAAUCCUCUGCCUUUGGGAGACACAAGCUGGUGGAGCCCUCCAAGAAGCUGCAGGAGAACAUCUGCUCUCAGCAUGAUGAGGUGAUGAAGAUGUUCUGCCGGACUGAUCAGCAGUCUAUCUGUUAUCUCUGCUCUGUGGACCAACAUAAAGACCACCACACGGUGUCAGCUGCAGCAGAAAGGACUGAGAGGCAGAAAGAGCUGGAGGGGAGUCAACUAAACAUCCAGCAGAGAAUCCAGGACAGACAGAAAGAUGUGAAGCUGCUUCAACAGGAGCUGGAAGCUAUCAAUCACUCUGCUGAUAAAACAGUGGAGGACACUGAAGUAAGUCGAGUCAAAGAGCUUCAGGAGAAGCCGCAGCAGGAGAUCAGUGAGCUGAAGAGGAAAGAGGCUGAGCUGAAGAAACUCUCACACACAGAGGAUCAUAACCAGUUUCUACAAAACUACUCAGUGUCACAAUUCAGUGAAUCUACAUCAAACAUCAAUAUCAAUUCUCCUCAGUACUUUGAGGGCGCGACAGCAGCUGUGUCAGAAGUCAGAGAUGAACUACAAGACGUCAUGAAAGAGAAAUUGAAAAACUUGUCACAACCAGAGCCCAGGACCAGACUUGAAUUCUUAAAGUAUUCAUAUGAACUUACACUGGAUCCAAACACAGCAAACGAAGAUCUGUUAUUGUCUAAGGGUAACCGAAAAGCAACACUGGAAAUAAGACAUCGGUUUUAUGGUAAUCACCCAUACAGAUUUAAUUCAUGCUGUCAGGUCCUGAGCAAAGAGAGUCUGACUGGACGUUGUUACUGGGAGGUGGAGUGGAGCGGGAGAGGACUUCUUGUAGCAGUUGCAUACAAAAAUAUCAGUAGAGGAGGGAGCUUCAAUGAAUGUGCGUUUGGACUCAAUGACAAAUCUUGGGCAUUAAAAUGUGAAACAAACAAUUAUACAUUUUGGCACAACAAUGUCCAAACUCCCGUCUCAGGUCCUCCGUGCUCCAGAUUAGGAGUGUACCUGGAUCACAGUGCAGGUAUUCUGUCCUUCUACAGCGUCUCUGAAACCAGGACCCUCCUCCACAGAGUCCAGACCACAUUCACUCAGCCACUCUACGCUGGAAUUUGGCUUCUAUAUUCCCAUGGAGCCACUGCUGAGUUCUGUAAUGUCAUAUAGACUGAAGUUAUUUAAGGGACAGAGAGUUUUUUUACUUAGAAAUUUAGAAAAUGUAGAAAAGCAUAUUUAUUAUUUCAGAUCGCUCUUACAAAGCUAUUUCUUCAUUUUUCUUCACAAACAACAUAUGUAGACGUUCAGGAAGAACUCAAGACGCUCAAAGUGAAGUCGCAUCAAUGAUAGGUAUUAUGGUUUUGCCAAAAAUGCUUUCUGUUCGAGGCCAGAAAUUCCAGUCUGUCCACCUCUGGCUGCUGUGACUGUUCCGGAACAUUCAACGGCGGCAGUUAAUUCCGUUGAUUGCUCUGCUCUGAUUGGUCGACCCCAAAGCCUUUGAUCCUUUGAUGUAUCUCUCACAGAAAGAGAGACCGACACACACACACACACACACACACACACACACGGACA
Molecule: messenger RNA, 1992 nt
Organism: Centropristis striata (black sea bass)
Lineage: Eukaryota; Metazoa; Chordata; Actinopteri; Perciformes; Serranidae
Product: tripartite motif-containing protein 16-like
Exons: 1
Coding region: 40-1590 (516 amino acids)
Molecular function (GO): protein binding; zinc ion binding
Source: RefSeq, a predicted model, not a curated record